Molecule: messenger RNA, 957 nt
Organism: Microplitis demolitor
Lineage: Eukaryota; Metazoa; Arthropoda; Insecta; Hymenoptera; Braconidae
Product: homeobox protein MSH-B
Exons: 2
Coding region: 284-940 (218 amino acids)
Biological process (GO): regulation of transcription by RNA polymerase II; embryonic morphogenesis
Cellular component (GO): nucleus
Molecular function (GO): DNA-binding transcription factor activity, RNA polymerase II-specific; RNA polymerase II transcription regulatory region sequence-specific DNA binding
Source: RefSeq, a predicted model, not a curated record
GAUAUAAUACACUGGUAUAAGAGCAUACACAACAAUGAGCAGGUAUGGGGGCUACCAACAAAAUGAUGGACGGUAUCACCCCACAAACUUGUGCAAUGUGAUAGUCAUAAUGUGCAACUAUGCGGUUAAUUCAGAUUCAUCGCGAAAUAGAUACUGUUUAGCAACAAGAGCAAAUAGACGCUCGGCGUAUGGUACUUCAUCCCUUCUUUUUCUAGGCUUUUGAUUCAGCGAUAUAUAUAAACCAAGGGUAGUCUUACUAAGAUUUUUAGUUUAUCGCCAAAAAAUGUCUGGAUCACAUAAACCUAAUAAAAGAUCCAGUGAUUUUAGUAUUGCUCGUAUUCUUGCACGUAGUUCACGUAAAACCAAUGAGUUGCCAAACUUAAAUAUAAUCACCACGCGAUUGACAGAAAACAGAAUACAUAUUCCAGAAAAUUUUAAUGUUACAAGUCAAUUUCAUUAUGAAUGUAAUCAAUCAAUUGAUGACACGAGUACGGGUGACAAUAGAGAUUUGUCGAGGACGAAAUUAAAAUUAGUUGCCAGUGAAACAGUUUGUGCAUCAUCAUCUUCAUCGGUAUCAUCUACAAGUGAAUUAAUUAAAUCAGUUAAUGAUAAGUGUGAAUUACCUCGUGAAAAUAAUGAAUUAAUUCCGAGUAAAAAUCUUUCUUGGCUUCAGUGUACACGUUAUCGGCCACCAAAGCUGCCGAGAAAAUCAUUAGCCGGUAAAAUUUGUAAAAGAAAACCAGCGACUCAUCCGAGAAUUCCAUUCACCUCAAUUCAAUUGCAAACCCUUGAAGAGAAAUAUAAAAAAAAUGCUUAUCUAUCACGUAAAGAUGUUGUGCAAUUAUCAACAAUCUUACGUUUACCUCACAACCGAAUAAAAAUAUGGUUUCAAAAUCGUCGAGCGCGAGACAGAAGAGAAACCCAAGUAACCAGUAGUUAAAUUUAAAAUAAUUAAAU